Molecule: messenger RNA, 2101 nt
Organism: Sardina pilchardus (European sardine)
Lineage: Eukaryota; Metazoa; Chordata; Actinopteri; Clupeiformes; Clupeidae
Product: SH3 and cysteine-rich domain-containing protein 2-like
Exons: 11
Coding region: 407-1678 (423 amino acids)
Biological process (GO): positive regulation of voltage-gated calcium channel activity; positive regulation of protein localization to plasma membrane; skeletal muscle contraction
Cellular component (GO): extrinsic component of cytoplasmic side of plasma membrane
Molecular function (GO): protein binding
Source: RefSeq, a predicted model, not a curated record
UCGAGGAGGAACCUCACGCACCAACUAAACAGAGUGCUAUGUAAAUAAACCCAGUUCGUGGUUUUUUUUUGCUGAAAGGUAAGCGUGUCUAUCAUUUGAAGUGACCAUAUAUCGGUGUCACACAUCGACAGAGUGAUCAGUUGUUCGUGCAGGCUGGUCGCGGUCCUUUCGCGACUCAGUCAGGGAGGUUUCUCGUUGCUGGUGGAUACCUUUUCUACACCUCGCAGAGAGAGCAGAUGUUUCGGUCCAGAGCCGAAUACUUCACUUUAGGCUGUUCCCUCCUGAUCCCUUGUGACAGCUCUUUGAUGAGAAACACACGCUUCUACACGCUUUGAGGAUUACUUUGAAGGGCUCUUGCUUGUGCGCAAAGACAGAGUUGAAACUUUUGAACGGACACUCAGUCAACAUGACGGAGAACAACGAGAUGGAGAACGAAUCACAACCUCACUGUACACUUCAGCGGACGCCGAGCACCCUGUCCAUCACGCCUGUGACAAAGCUCCAGCGUCUCAAGUGCUCUCUGAAAUUCAUGCGCAGCAAGAGUGUGGAGAACUUCUUCCAGCGCUCGUACAGCGAUGCCCGCUUGCCCGCCGACUUCCAGACGGACCCGCCGCCGCCCUCGCCGCCCCUGUUGCCUGGCACCCAGUUCCCCGGUGGCUUCCCUCCGUCGCCGUCGCCCUCGGUCAGCCCCAACCCCUCGUCCAGCCCGACCCCGUCCAUCCCCCCGACGCGGCCCCAGCUCACGCACUGCCUCCUGGAGCACGUGUUCCGCCGGCCCACCAGCUGCCAGCUCUGCAAGCACGUCAUCGUGGGGAACUCCAAGCAGGGGCUUCGCUGUAAGAACUGUAAGAUGGGAGCACAUCUCUGGUGCUCCUCAGAACUCUCACAGCAGCCCUGCCAAGGAAAGUCUGGGAUGUUCAAACGCAAUUUUAGCUCUCCGUUGCUAGGCAACGAUCAGCUGGGCGUGGUCAAAGAGACUCCACCAGAGCCUAAUCCAGGCGCAGCGGUGGACCCAAGGGCUCGUAUGGAUCCUAUCUACGCGGCUCUGCGCUACGGCACCACCCUGGCUCAGAUGAGUCGCUCCAGUUUUGGGAGUGUGUGUGAGUCUCCUACCCGCAGCCUGGGGGAAGGGGGGGAUGAGGGGGAUGAGACAGAAGAGAAGGAUGAGAAGGAUGAGCGAGAUGAGAUGGAGGACAGCGAGGAGGGGCAGGCAGGCCUGGACGAAGAGGCUAUCGGUGAGGCUGGAGACAGCGAUUGCCCCUUUCCUGAGCCUGAGAAGACAGAAGAAGCUGAAGAUGCUGUGAAGGUGCCCAGACAGGUGCACUCCAUCCAUACUUAUGUUGCGCUUUACAAGUUUCUGCCACAGGAGCCGAAUGACCUUGAACUCCAACCUGGUGACAGGGUUCAGGUGACCGAUGACUCCAAUGAGGAAUGGUGGAAGGGCAGGUGUGGGGACAAGCUGGGCUUCUUCCCGGCUAACUUUGUCCAGCGGGUCCGUCCCGGUGAGAGGGUGUGGCGGGUGACGCAGGGUGUCCAUGGCAACCGGGAGAUGGGUCACAUGGCAGUGAAAGAGUCACAGAUUUGUGUUGGGAGGGAUGAGGACAGUGACGGCUUCCUGAAGCUGAGCAGUGGGAAGAAGAGGGGUCUGGUCCCAGCCGACUCCCUGGAGGAGAUUUGACAGCGAUCAGCAACCACCCCUCAGAGAUCUGCACAAGAUCUCCCUCACAGUACAUAGCCCUCUCCCCACCCUCCGCCCAUUUUCGUCCCACCCAGGUAUCCGUAGGCCAGCCAUGCCAGUCCUGCGUAUGUCCAGUGGUUUAGUUCUGCUGUGUCCAUGUUAGCGCUGCUGCACUGCCUUCCGCCCCACGCCGCUGCCCAGCUGAAGCCUCCGUGUGUGGGCUCCGUCACGUCCGCCUGAUCCUCCCCCGUGGGCCGUCCCACACCCGCCUAGUCCAGCACAAUCCAGCCCAAAGCCCCAGAAAUCUCACUGAUAUUCACAUCCACACACACAGACAGGUGUAGAUAUAAUCAACCACAUACUGACACACACGCACACACAUUUACGUUCAUACACACACAGAUUCACCCUCUUACACACACA